AUGCAAACAUUCGAGCAAUCGUUUACGAUCCCCGCAACCACAAGCUUUUACAAUUCAUCGUCUAAUGGUGUAUCCGAUUGCAAUUAUUUGCUAGAAACCUUUCAUCAACUCCCACAUGGUGAUUUUCGGCCAACCUUUUAUAAUCCUUUUGAAAUCAAGCAUCGAAGACGCACAUCACGAGCUCAGCUAAAGGUGUUGGAGAAAUCUUUCUCUGAGAACCCAAAACCAAACGCAACCGUACGUCGUGUGCUUGCUCAAAAGCUUGACAUGACACCUCGCGGCGUGCAGAUUUGGUUUCAAAAUCGACGAGCCAAAGCUAAGAUGCAACGGCGUAAAAGUUAUUCUGAAUACACCACUUGCUAUCAAGAAACCACCAAUGACACCCAUACACAGCGACAAAACACCAAGGAAAAUGCAUACCCACACCAAGCAACCACAUCUCAGAAGACAGAUGAUAUGGACCAAUGUGCUCUCUUUUCCCAAUUCUUUGCAAAUGUGCAACCACAAUCUGACAAGCCUGCUUUUACAAGCUAUUUGCCUCCUAGAUCACAUGCCACAGCAUCCACCGGUAAUGUGGAUGUCCAGCCAACAUGGGGCUAUCUCCCAUGGCAACAUCAACAUCAUGAUCAAAAGCAACAGCAACAGCAACAGCAACAGCAACAAGAUAAUGUGAGAUCCGUUGCCACCAUGGCAGCUGCUGUGGCAGCUGCGGCAUCGUAUGAACAAGGAAACAGCAAUUUGGUGCACAUGGGUAUCCCUGGAAACGAUGACCAAGAAUGGCUCACCAUGCCAACCCAUCCGCUGGCUCAAGUUAAAGAUCCCAACAUGAUGCGUAGGAAAUCUUGCCCUGUACAAUGUGAUGCUGUUUUUGAUCCUUCUAUUGAUCAAUCUCAGUACAAAGAACGUCGUGUUUCUGAAAAUGAUACGUCAUCGUACAAGAUGGCAGCAGCAUCAACAAGGUGGCCGGCUGUCAACAUGGUAGAUAAUAUUACCACUGCCACCAGCACGGCCGGCGACAUUAUCCCAAGCAAUGCUCUUUAUUCUUCUACACAUCCUCAAGCACCCUCUUCCUCCUCCUUGGUUCCCAUGGAUUUCUAUCAGCAAUUUCAAGAUUCUCAUCUCGACUGCGCCCCCAUCACACCUCAAUAUCAACUUACCCCUCCUCUUGCUGCUGCAUCAUCCUCAUGUUCGGCAUCAUCAGGUUCCAAUUCAGUGACUGGAUCACCUAUUUCUAUCAGUGGAUGUUACGACAAUGGUGCCUUUGAUUGCUUCAACCUUGCAUCACAUCCAGAGAUGGCUGUUACUCAUUUACCACCAUCCUCCUCCUCAGCUCAUAUACCCGCUCAAGCAUUCUCUACAACACAGCACCUCGCUUAG
This is a messenger RNA of Lichtheimia ornata, 1377 nucleotides long. RefSeq lists its product as uncharacterized. The transcript has 2 exons. Gene Ontology annotation, biological process: cell differentiation; regulation of transcription by RNA polymerase II. Lineage: Eukaryota; Fungi; Mucoromycota; Mucoromycetes; Mucorales; Lichtheimiaceae. The record is from RefSeq and is a predicted model, not a curated record. The coding region runs from base 1 to 1377 and encodes 458 amino acids. Gene Ontology annotation, molecular function: DNA-binding transcription factor activity, RNA polymerase II-specific; RNA polymerase II cis-regulatory region sequence-specific DNA binding.